GCGGCCCGGGGCGGGGACUUCUGGCACUUUCUGGGACCUGCGAGCGUGUGGCUCGCAGACCAUCGGGCCGGAAACCCGCGCGUACCCGCUACCCCGGCCCUCGUCGUCUGCGCCGCUCGCGCCGCCAUGGCCAAGUGGGGCCAGGGGGACCCGCGCUGGAUCGUGGAGGAGCGGGAGGACGGGACCAACGUGAACAACUGGCACUGGACAGAGCGGGAUGCCACCGUUUGGUCCAAGGGGAAGCUCCGAGAGCUCCUGGUUGGCAUCGCGAUGGAGAAUGAGACUGGCCGGUGUGAGAUCAGUGAGUUGAAGCAGGUGGAAGGUGAGGCUUCUUGUAGCAGCCGCAAAGGAAAGCUUAUUUUCUUCUAUGAGUGGAACAUCAAGCUGGCCUGGAAAGGUACAAUUAAAGAAUCUGGUGCAAAACACAAGGGAUUAGUUGAAAUACCCAGCCUUUCUGAAGAAAAUGAAGUUGAUGACACUGAGGUGAACGUGAGUAAAAAGAAAGGAGAUGGGGACACACUGAAGGACCUUAUGAAAACCACAGGCACCGCCAAGGUCAGGGCGGCCCUUGCAGAGUACCUGAAGGCACUGAAGACGGAAUUUACUACAGGAAUGAUUUUACCUACCAAAGCUGUAGCAACCCAGGAUCUGACUGUUGAGAGGAAAGUGACUGGAAACACUUUGCAGGUACAGGCUUCUCCAGUGGCACUGGGUGUAAGGAUUCCCACUGUAGCUUUGCACUUGACGGAGCUGUUUGACACGACAGUAGAACAGCUGUACAGUAUCUUCACUGUGAAAGACUUGGUGCAAAAAUUUUCCAAAUCUCCUGCUGUAUUAGAAGCUGAAAAGGGAGGGAAAUUCCAGAUGUUUGACGGGAACAUCACUGGAGAAUAUGUGGAACUGUUAACAAAUAGGAAGAUCAUCAUGAAAUGGAGAUGCAGGAGCUGGCCAGAAGAACACUAUGCAACAGUUGCAUUGAAUUUCGUGCCUGCUCCAGGGCAAACGGAAUUACAAUUGGACUGUAAAGGAGUUCCUGUCUGUAAAGAAGAGAACACAAAAUUGUGUUGGCAGAAGCAGCACUUUGAAGAAAUAAAAGGAGCCAUAAUUUCUCAAGCUUAACUCUGGUGUUCUGAAAAAGAAGAAAGAAACGCUGUUUAGCCUGUAAGCAUCUUCAUAGCUGGGGGCUGCUGCUGAAUGAUCGUGUGCAUGUUUCCAGCAUGUUCCAUUCUAUGACUGUCAUAGAAUCUACAUAAAUCAACUACUUUGUAGUCUUAGCUGCCUUUAUAACCCUAAAUGUGACUGUUCUGGUUACUUGGGAGCCAUAGAUAAUACAGUUAUCACAAAUUUCAAAAUACAGAGAUAAAGGGACUUACUGUUUUUGAUGAUAGAGUCAGAUCCCUCUAGCCCUGGCUAACUUGGUCUCCCAAUUUGCCAGUGGUCUUCCUGCCACUGCUUCUCAAAGUGCUGUGAUUAUAGGUGUGUGCCACUAUCUUAAUUCUUACUGGUCUUGUUGCCCUUAACAUGGUGAAUGCCAUUUGGUCAUAUGUUCUCAAUAAUGGAAAGUGUGUGCUUUCAGUGUACAUUAAAAUAGUUUUUAAUAGUUGA
Mesocricetus auratus (golden hamster) is the source of this 1605-nucleotide messenger RNA. Its product is annotated as activator of 90 kDa heat shock protein ATPase homolog 2. Gene Ontology annotation, molecular function: protein-folding chaperone binding; ATPase activator activity. The coding region runs from base 127 to 1119 and encodes 330 amino acids. The transcript is spliced from 10 exons. Gene Ontology annotation, cellular component: cytosol. Gene Ontology annotation, biological process: protein folding; positive regulation of ATP-dependent activity. Lineage: Eukaryota; Metazoa; Chordata; Mammalia; Rodentia; Cricetidae. The record is from RefSeq and is a predicted model, not a curated record.